AGUGUUAAAUUGACAUUUCGUAGGAAAAGAGUUUUCAUCAAUGUGACAGUUCACAAAAUGCCCAGGACCUUUCUUGUCCGAAGAACAGCAUUACAAUUUGAGAAUCCAUCUUCAACAGAAAGUCAAGAAGAUAGUGAAAUUAAUUCUACUGAACUUCACGUGAACCACAAUAAUAAAGAUUUGAGCGUUCAUGAAAGUUCAUCCGACAUUCCUCUGAUAGAACCGAGAGUUAAAGAAGAAGAGGUCGAAGUCGAAUCUGAUUCUUCAAACUUAACAGAAGUGGUAUCGUUUGAUAAAUCACCGACCUAUCUGUCAAGGGCCAUAAGCAAGGUCAUCACAGUAGACUCGGUAACUGGGGUCAUUGAAAAUAAGACAUCGUCGUUAAAGAGUUACAUUAAGGAAGAGAUACCAGAUCCGGAACUAGACGCUGAAGUAGCCUAUCAUACUGACAGGUCAUUUUCUAGUUCCACACGUGACAUCAGUACAUGUUCAAGACCUAUAAGUAUAUCAUCGGUGGAAAGCACCGGAAGUCAGGUUCACCAUAGCAACACGUACAGUGAUAUCUCAGAGUCGAGUUUUCAAGAACAUAUUCGAGAAAGGAUUGCACCGUUAUCUCUUCCUCUGAUAACUCCUCAUCAGCCAUUGCCUCCCUUUGCCUCUUUGGCUUACAACGUUUUUGUAUCAUCUAGAAAAACAAUGGGUGAAACAUUGCAGGAGACUGUUACCAUGGAUACACAACCAACCACAGUAAUGAAACUUCCUCUUCGAUUUCCAUUGAACAAUGAUCAGGAUCAGUGCUCAUUGAAAAAUGAAAGACUUACAGACGAUGGUCAAAGUUGUGAGAACAAACAAACAAAAGAAACGAGGGUGAAAUCAAAUGACGAAAUUAGUGAGAAGAAAUUCGAGUCUUCUGAACAAAAACAAACCAAAGUCAAUCCAAAAGAAACAAUAAAAAGUGCUCCCAAAAUAUGGAACCCGUUCCAUUAUGUAUCUACACCAAAAACAAACAAAGUGCUACCUGUUUCACCAGCAUUUAGUUCUCCUGUUAGCCAGAUUGUAAAUAAUUUGCGAAGUCCACAUUUACCUCAAUCUGUUAUUAACUAUGCUACCCCUUUUAUUGCAAAUUCAUAUCAUCAUUCAGAAAGACUGGAUUCACCUCAGAUGAGAAUACCAGAAGUUCGGAUUCCAGAUGCUGAAAGAUGUUACAACUUCUCAUACAGUACUAGAUCCCCCUUCUUACGGGAACCAGGCAGCUCUUUUCAGACGGUUCCGCAGAUUAAUGCUUCUCAGAAUGUAAAUUCCGUUUUCUCACCAAGAAUACCCAGUCCAUUUUUACCAUACAGAUCACAUUGCACUCCUGAAUCGUAUGCUUCAAGUACAAUGCCACCUUCGAGGACGUCGACUCCUACCAUAACACCAAUUCCGACAACGCCAAUUCAUCGAAUUACGCCAAUUUCGACAACACCGAUUCGGUCGAUACCAGAAGUUCAUAUGUCCAAUGCACAGAAACGUCCUUGUACACCAGUGUCUGAAACACCAAAAAGACUACGUGUAGACAAUGUUCCUUUUCAAAUAUAUAAAGAAAGUCCGACGCAAAGUUUUGACCAAUGUUUUCAGAAUUUGCCGUACCGAUGUCCUAUAACACCGGUCAUUACGAACAAUGCUAGUCAAAAUCAGGAGAAUACAUCGGUGAACAGGACACCAGUCACUCAUCUGCAACAAAGGGCAGCGCUGCAACAUGGGUCCCCUAUUCUGGCACCAUCGUCUAUCUCCAAAGAAAAUAUACCAAACCAGAGUUCCAAAGACGUAGUUUUGAAAGUCGUAAAGACACAGCAGACACCACAGAAAUUCGAAGUGAUAAAUGGAGGUUACGGUAUAAAGAACCCGUCAUUUGUGCCGCCAAAGCCUGCUGAUAUUACAAAUAUACAACAAGACGAAAACGGAAAAGGAAGCUUUAUGUGCAAAGUUUGCGGCAAAGAAUUUACCAUUCAACGAUUACUUAACCGCCAUCUGAAAUGUCAUAGCGAGGCAAAAAGAUACUUGUGCACUUUUUGUGGGAAAGGUUUCAACGACACGUUCGACUUGAAACGACAUACUCGUAUUCAUACAGGUGUAAAGCCAUACAAAUGCGAGCAUUGUGAGAAGGCGUUCACACAGCGAUGUUCAUUGGAGUCGCACAGUCGCAAGGUACACAGUAUGGAACUAAGCUAUGGUUACAAACAACGGCGCAAUAAAACGUACGUUUGUGAGGAUUGUGGUCAUUCUACAACGGAUCCGGAAGUUCACUUUAAGCAUUUGAAAGAUCAUCAUCCUAACUGCCCAGCACUUGCCAAACCACAUGAUAAAAGACAUUUCAAAUUCCAGGCAAAUGGAAGACCUUCUGGUUCGCCUUUACGACUAAGACACUAACUUUUGUAUAUUUUUGUCUCUUGUUAUUGUUUCAAAGUAUUAUUUAUUUUCCGUCCCAUUGUUGUAUAUUAAAAUGAAAUACAUUUGUAUGAAAGAUAGGGCUAAAUAUUACAGUUCAAGAAAAAUGGCGUGCAAUACAUAACUUGAGCUUUUUGUUUAUAUGUAUAAAGAUAUAUCAUGAAUGAAAUCCUUGAAUGAACUGAAUUCCAUGUAUGCCUAUUUCAUUAUGGGCAUGCAUCAUUAAAAUAUGAAAACUGUG
Mytilus californianus (California mussel) is the source of this 2668-nucleotide messenger RNA. RefSeq lists its product as uncharacterized. Bases 58 to 2409 code for a protein of 783 amino acids. Gene Ontology annotation, cellular component: nucleus. Gene Ontology annotation, biological process: regulation of transcription by RNA polymerase II; epidermal cell differentiation. The record is from RefSeq and is a predicted model, not a curated record. Gene Ontology annotation, molecular function: DNA-binding transcription factor activity, RNA polymerase II-specific; RNA polymerase II cis-regulatory region sequence-specific DNA binding. The transcript has 5 exons. Lineage: Eukaryota; Metazoa; Mollusca; Bivalvia; Mytilida; Mytilidae.